Messenger RNA from Plenodomus lingam JN3, 990 nucleotides. Lineage: Eukaryota; Fungi; Ascomycota; Dothideomycetes; Pleosporales; Leptosphaeriaceae. The record is from RefSeq and is a predicted model, not a curated record.
AUGACGGCCACCAAUGGGUGGGUGGGUGCGGGCUCGCGGCUUACCCAGGCAAGCCUUAGCACACUGGAUGAGGUAAUGAAUCUCCGUGACGAUGGGGACAAGGAUGCGAAUGAAUUCGGUAAAGCCGAGCCGUAUCUGUGGGAAUUGAAUGCUGUUCUGGGUGGAUGCCUAGGACCAGCGUGCGCGAGCGCUGGCUGCAAUGGCAGUCGGGCCGUUACGGAAGGGUCGAUGACAAGAAAGUUGCACGCUCGCGGUGGUUCUCCCUGCCUCGUGCUCCAGAGCUCAGGUUGGCCGAGCUUGCCGAGGCGCGCAGAGAAAGAUCAGCCCUCGUCCAGCCGGAAAACUGUGCAAGAAAUUCACACAGUGGAACCACACGGGAACGCUCCUGGCAAAAAUACGGCCUGCUGGGAUGGGCAGACAGCCUUCUCCACGGGAGAGGAGAGGGGUGGAGAGAGAAGAGGAUGGGAGGGGGGGAGGGGCGGGAGUGGUGGUGGUGGUGGUGAUGAUGUUGGCGCUGGUGCUGGUACUGGCGCUGGAUACCGAUCUUGGUGCCGGUCAGUAGCAGCACAGCGGAUGCGCGAUCUGACGUGCCUGGGGAGGGGGUGGCAGCGAGCUACUGGAAUCGCUGGUGACGGCAGCGUUAGGGCAGGCACCAGAUGCAAAGGCGAUGGUGUGGCAGCGACAGCAGCGACAGCAGCAGCCGUGACCUUGGCCUGGCAAUGGACGGGCGAAGGGUGGGAGGGAGGGAGGGGGGCAAGGAAAAGUGACAAGGGCCAAGGGACAGACAGACAGGACAGGGCAUGGGGCAACAACACCGCGCUGACGUUUCCGUACGACGAACGCGUGCUGGCCUGGCCUUGCCCUCGUGCGCGGGCGGGCACACACACACACACACACUCUCUCUCUCUCUCUCUCUCUCUCUCUCUCUAUGCACUCGACGACGGACGACAACGACGACGAGGUGAAAAGAAGAGUGCAGCGAUGCGAUGA